GUCGGUGACUAGCCGGUAUAUAGAGUAAGUAUACGGCGGUAAGAUGAUCUAAAGCUGUAUAUAAGCUCGGGGUUUGUGCUUUGAUAGUGCAGCUUAGCAGAGUUCCACUAUAUAUGAAAGUCAAUACUGCCUGGCGGGGUAAGAUCAAGAGGGGCGGUGAUGGUAAAAAGUAGCGUCGGUUCAAACCUUUACACAUACGACGCCGCACCUACCGUCCCGCCUAUAUCUGCCAAGCCCGAUCAACGACUGCUUAUUAAUAACCAGCUCCCAGGUCAGCUCCUAGUAUCGACUCCGAGCUCAACCCUUACCACCAUGGCUUCACCGACCACCUUCAUAGUGGGCCUAUCCGGGCUAUCCUCGACAGGCAAAACGACGCUGUCGCGACUCCUGCGCUCCCUAAUCCCGUCCUCGUUCAUUCUCCACCAAGACGACUUCUACCACCCCGAUGGUGCCAUCCCACUGCACGCAGGUGGCCUACAGGACUGGGACUGCGCCGGCUCCAUCAACUGGGAGUACCUAUGCCGGGUUCUCGACAGCGUUCAUGAGUUCGGCGCUCUGCCCGCAGAUCUGAAAAGCCUCCAGGACGACUCUCCCGUCGGCGCGGAGCCGGAGCAGAAGCUGGUUUCGCCCGAGACGAUGCGCCGGCUGAAGAAGCGCCUGGAUGAUAACAUCCGCGCGGAUGUCAGGGUCGCUAUUCUGGACGGGUUUCUCAUGCUGCAUAGGGACAGUCCGGUCGAGGAGAGGAUGGAUGUUAAGGUCUUGCUGCGCGUGCCGCACGAGACGGCAAAGCAGCGGCGUGAGGCUAGGAAUGGAUAUGUCACUAUUGAAGGAUUUUGGACUGAUCCUCCGGGUUACUUCGAUAAGAUCGUUUGGCCCAAUUAUGUCGAUGAACACAAGUACCUAUUCGUCGAUGGCGACGUCGAGGGCAGGUUGACUUCUGAGGCGGAAGAGAAGAGGAGAAUACAUACGCCCGAAUCCCUCGACGCAUCGAUGGAGGAGACACUUGAGUGGGCGGUCAACAUCCUUAUCUCGGAGCUCAAGCUCAAGCUCGCCUCUGCUUCUUCUCCCUCCUCCCUGUAGAAUCCAAACAAGAACAUACCCC
Molecule: messenger RNA, 1102 nt
Organism: Tricharina praecox
Lineage: Eukaryota; Fungi; Ascomycota; Pezizomycetes; Pezizales; Pyronemataceae
Product: P-loop containing nucleoside triphosphate hydrolase protein
Exons: 4
Coding region: 160-1080 (306 amino acids)
Cellular component (GO): cytoplasm
Source: RefSeq, a predicted model, not a curated record